Messenger RNA from Castor canadensis (American beaver), 2771 nucleotides. The record is from RefSeq and is a predicted model, not a curated record. NCBI's taxonomy places the organism in Eukaryota, Metazoa, Chordata, Mammalia, Rodentia, Castoridae.
GUCCGUUGGCGCGGAGUACGGUUUGUAAUGCUGAGACUUUACGCCUCGGGUUGCAAGAUGUAAAAGAAGCGGCUGGUAGAAGUGGGGGUGUCAUCGGAAUGAGCCGGCGAAGGAAAUACGGGGACAUCCCUAUCCUGAAGAACACGCCGUACAAAGCGGCCGCGGCCGAGGAAUGCAACUCGGUGAUCGAGCCGGGGAGGCGGCGCCCGAGGUCGGCCCGCCGCUCGGGGCUCCGCGUGGCGGGAGAGGGGCCUCCCGGGCCGGGGCGGCCGCAGGAGCAGCGCCCAGCAGCCGCUUCGUGCAGUAAAAGUAACCCCGAGGAAAAGUAUGAAACACCAAGGCAAGUGCUGAAAAUGGAUUUAUUAUCAUGUACAUUCAGUUCUCCAAAUGAUCCAGAUGGACAGAAUGACAUCUUUUGGGAUCAGAAUUCUCCAUUGACCAAACAGUUAGGUAAAGGAAGAAGAAAACAGAUUUAUUCCACAGAUAGUGAUGAGAUUUCACGUAUUGUUAAUCGUAUUGCUCCUCAGGAUGAAAAACCAACAACAGACUCCAUGCUGGGUGUGUGGAUUGGUGACACUGCUAUUCCUUGUACUCCCAGUGUAGCAAAAGAAAAAUCAAGAGUAAAAAUCAGCUGUACAAAGUUAAAAACACAAAAUCGAGAAAAAGAACUUAUAAAAUUGGCUGAGCAGUUUGAUAAAAAUAUGGAAGAGCUAGAUGUGAUUCAAGUGCAAAACAAGAGGAAUCGAUUUAUCCAGAUGAUUUCAGAAACAGAGACUUUACAUAAUUGUAAAGAUUAUGUAUACAUGCAGUCAUUAUGUGAUACAGUUCCUGAAAUAGAUAAUGCUAUAAUGAAGAAAUCAAUGAAAGGAAAUACAAGGACAUCUGUGGCAAAUGACCAAAACUGUAUUCACAAACCAUUUGACCAAAAUGCUGAAGCGGCCUUUAAUGCCAUUUUUGAUGGUUCUACUCAGAGAUGUAGUGGGCUGCUAAGCCAAGACCAGUCAGAUGCUCUUUUGAACAACAGUAGUACUGUCUUUGGAACAAACAGUUCUUCAAAAGAGGAGAAAAUCAUUACAAAUGAAACUCUUGUCACUGAAAAACUGCCAAAUAAAGUCCCAGUAUCGCUUUCUUCUCAAUUAGAUGCUCCCAUAAUGACAAAGUCUUCUGUGACUCCCUCCACUAAGGAGCCAGAAGCUUCUAAUAAGCACAUUGAUGCAUUUACUACUAAUGAUUUUGAAGAUGACUGGGAAAGCUUACUAAGUAAUGAACCUCUUGUUAUGCAAAAUGUUGAAAAGCUUGAACUCUUCCCUUCUAAAACUGCCCAAGUUACUGAUCACAAGGGAGUCUCUACCUUUAUUAGUAAAAAUGAUAAAAAUAUGGUAAGAGCAAAAAUAAAUCUAAAUGUCAGGUUAAGAGAUCAAAAAAUGUUACAGGAUGUUCCUUCAAAGACACGUAACAAACAACUAAUAGAUGCUGGAGAAAAUAGAUGUUCGCCAGAUCUAAACAAUAAAUCAAGCAAACUGCCUUUUACAGGAAAUAAAAUGAAAUUUGAGAAAUCUUCCAGAGAUGCUUUUAUUCAAAACAAAAGUCAAGAUUGUAUAGUUGAAUGUAACCUGACAAAAGUAGAAGAUAGUCAUACUAACUUUACUUCUAGUGUAUGUGCUUCUGCAGACAGGUCUGCUUUGAGAACAAGAUGUCCUAAUGAACAAAAAAAUCAGCCCAUUUUUAAUCAAUCUUUUAAAGAACCUAUUAAUAUUGAUUCUUUUGGCUCUGCAGCCUUGGUCAAUGAAACCAGUGUUAGUCACUCAAAUCAGACUACUGCAUCAAAAUUAGGUUCUUUUUUUGAUGAUUGGAAUGAUCCAUGUCUUGCCAAUGAAAUUAUUAAUGCAUGUCAUCAGUUAGAAACUACCUGGGAAGCAGAUGACGUAGAUGAUGAUUUAUUAUAUCAAGCAUGUGAUGAUAUUGAAAGACUAACUCAGCAACAAGACGUUGUAAAGGACAGUGAGAUGUCAAAAAGUAUUCUUGAAAUCAAUAAUAGUUCUAAACAUGGAGCCAGAAACUUGUCUAUUCCGUCUAAAGAAGGAAGUCAUUUGGUGCAAUCAAAGUAUUUGAAUCUGGGUAGCAUUUCAAUGCAAACAUCUUUGAUAAAUAACUCACAAAUAAAUAAAUCAAUGAGGAUGGAGAAAAUGGAAACAUGUGGAAAUUCUCCAGCUCUUUUGGAUGCUACAACAAAUUUGACUAUGUACUCUAAGAACUCAAAUUGCCAGAUAAACAAUCUGCAUGCCGCUUGGAGUAACACUAGUGUCCCAAUACAAGUGAAUAGUUCCAAAUCGGUUCUUGCAGAAAGUUCAAGUUUGAAUGUGAGUUCAGAUCAUAUGAACACAGAAAUAGCUACUAAUAAGAAAUUGAGUACCCAGCAACUAUCCCAUUGGACUAUAACGGAUGAAGCUCAGAAUGGCCUUAACAAAACAGCUAGAUUUCCAAAGUUUGCAUUUACAAAGAUGAAAAAUUCUCAGACUCUUUCUCAGUUUAAUCAAAAUUGUUUAGCAGGAAGCACCCCCACUACCAAAAUUUCACAGGGUUUGGAGAAAAAGAAAACGUCUGUUAACUCAUUACUUGGAGAGGCUGAUCAGCAGCAAUCAUUGGUAAAAGUUUCUCAGCCUUUGAAGCAAUCUCCCAAAGGUAUGUAUGAAAUAGUUUUCUUUGAGAUGUACCAUCUUGAAAAGUAGUAAAACUAGUUGCUUCUUGUUUUUAGUGUAACAUACAAGGUA